This is a messenger RNA of Hippocampus comes (tiger tail seahorse), 2345 nucleotides long. RefSeq names its product sorting nexin-18-like. Gene Ontology annotation, biological process: endocytosis; endosomal transport; cleavage furrow formation. NCBI's taxonomy places the organism in Eukaryota, Metazoa, Chordata, Actinopteri, Syngnathiformes, Syngnathidae. Gene Ontology annotation, molecular function: protein binding; phosphatidylinositol binding. The record is from RefSeq and is a predicted model, not a curated record. The coding region runs from base 518 to 2161 and encodes 547 amino acids. Gene Ontology annotation, cellular component: cytoplasmic vesicle; plasma membrane. The transcript is spliced from 4 exons.
AAUAGUAAAGAAAGCUGCCAUGCCUCGGUGAGUUGUGUGGCUUGAUCAAACUUGCAGCAUGCUCCGCCCCCUCCGUUCUUCUACGUGUUGGGACUUGGUGUCUUUAACUUACAAGCAUCCCGGAGAGAGGAGGGGGAAAAAAGUGAAGCCCUUCAGCCCUUUUUUUUUUGGGUCGUUCGGUAAAAUUAAGCAGCCUCACAGCUACCGUGGGUCUGUCAGCGUUUUUCAAGACGUCAAUCGGACGUCAGUCUGUUUUUUUUCGUUCGCCGUGUGGAUGAAGUUGCGCGUGGAAAGCGAAUGAUCUUUGAAGCAGGAGCUGCUUAGAUCUUACGAGGGAGUUGUCGGAUAUCUGAUAAGGUUUCUGCUCUACUUUUUUCCCCCCGGUUCAACGCACGGAUUACAGAAAGGUUUUUGUCUACGUCGCAAACUCAAUCGAGUUUCCCCCAAGAUCCCUCUGUUGGGAAUGUUCGGUUGUUGUUGAGCAGUUCAAAGAGAGAGAAGGAACCUUGGUGUAAGAAUGGCGCUGAAGGCCAGGGUGUUGUACGACUUCCAUUCGGAGAACCCAGGGGAGAUCUCCAUUAGCGAGAACGAGCUGGUGAGUCUGUUCAGUGAGGAGGAGCUGGAGGGUUGGUUGGAGGGCAAGAACAGCAGAGGGGACGUCGGCCUCAUCCCAGCCUCCUACGUGGAGAUCAUCAAGGAUCGCAUCAGCUCCAACAACAACAACGGGUUCUCCUCCCCCAAAGUUGGGACCCCCACCCAUGCCUCCUAUUCCCAGCGAGGACCUGAGGCGGGGAGUGUUGGCAGCGGUGGGGGCAGCUUCCACACCAGCCAGGGCAGCGAUGACGACUGGGACGACGACUGGGAUGACAGUUCCCCGGCCACCGAGGCCCCGAGGAGUCUGGGCACCUCACCCGCUUCCUUGUACCCGGUGACCACCACCCUGCCGGCCAGGCGCAGUAGCUCCCUGCAACCUCAAGCCAAGAGUUCAGCCACGGUGGGGAGGAACCUGAACCGGUUCUCCACUUUCGUCAAGUCUGGAGGAGAGGCCUUCCUUCUCGGGGAGGCGGCUGCUUUUGUCAAAGAUGGGGACAGGAUCUGUGUGGUGAUGGGCAAGCAUGGACCUGAAUGGCAGGAUGAUCCGUACCCCUUUACGUGCACCAUUGAUGACCCAACCAAGCAGACUAAGUUCAAAGGCAUGAAGAGCUACAUGUCCUAUGGCUUGACACCAACUCACACCAAUGUUCAAGUCAACCGCAGGUACAAACACUUCGACUGGCUGUACGCUCGGCUGGUGGAGCGUUUCCCGGUCAUCUCGGUGCCACACCUGCCGGAGAAGCAGGCCACCGGCCGCUUUGAGGAAGACUUCAUCUCCAAGCGAAGGAAAGGCCUUAUUUGGUGGAUGAACCACAUGACCAGCCACCCUGUGCUGGCCCGCUGCGACGUCUUCCAGCAUUUCCUCACGUGCGGGACAGACGAAAAGGCCUGGAAACAGGGCAAGAGGAAGGCAGAGAGGGAUGAGCUGGUCGGGGCUAAUUUCUUCCUCACAAUCAGCACGCCCACCGUUCCGCUCGAUCUUCAGGAAGUGGAGAGCAAGAUCGAAGGCUUCAAAUCCUUCACCAAAAGGAUGGACGAGAACAUUGUGGUCGUCAACACCACCAUCAAUGACUUUGCGCGCAAGCAGAUGUCAGGAUUCAAGAAGGAAUACCACAAGGUCGGACAAUCCUUCAAACUUCUCGCGCAGGCGUUUGAGCUGGACCAGCAGGCCUACUCGGGUGGUCUGAAUAAAGCCAUCUCUUAUACCGGUGACGCCUACGAGGCCAUAGGGGAUUAUUUUGCAGAUCAGCCACGCCAGGACCUGGACCCCAUUUCCGAUCUGCUGGAUCUCUACAGAGGACACCUGGCCAACUUUCCUGACAUCAUCCAUGUGCAGAAAGGUGCGCUGACCAAAGUGAAGGACUGUCCUGCGCAGGAGGGCGAGCUCCACGACCGCUGCAACAUCAUCUCGUGCGCCACGCUGGCCGAGAUCCAGCACUUUCACCGCACGCGUGUACGAGACUUCCGAGCGCAGAUGCAGCACCACCUCAGGCAGCAGAUUGGCUUCUUCCAGAAAAUCACAUCCAAGCUGGAGGACGCGCUCCAGAGGUAUGACAGCGAGCAGUAGGAUAUGAAAAGAAUUUGGGAGUGGAAGGGGGAAAAAAACGCUUAAGUUGUAAUAGACUGAAGAACAGACGAAUGACUGAUAAGUUGCAGUGUUGGAGUCCGUAUCCUCAAAAUACAUUAAGGGCUUGAAAUCAUGAGUCCUGGACCAUAAUGAAAAACAAAUAUGACUGUGGACAUGUGAGGAA